Molecule: messenger RNA, 2214 nt
Organism: Acyrthosiphon pisum (pea aphid)
Lineage: Eukaryota; Metazoa; Arthropoda; Insecta; Hemiptera; Aphididae
Product: putative G-protein coupled receptor CG31760
Exons: 9
Coding region: 128-1543 (471 amino acids)
Biological process (GO): G protein-coupled receptor signaling pathway
Cellular component (GO): membrane
Molecular function (GO): G protein-coupled receptor activity
Source: RefSeq, a predicted model, not a curated record
ACAGUGACCCACUUUUAACCUACUGUACAGUAGAGCGACAUCCACUUACCCACCUUUUUUUUUAUUAUUAUAUUUUUAGUGUGUUCCUGUAUCGGGUUUGGGGUUUCGAAGAGGGAGUUACAAGUGCAUGUGCCGUCGAGGUUAUUACUUCCCUGCUCCCAAAAACUUAGGCCAUCCUGGACCCAGUUAUUUCAACGGAGUCAUUAUUGAAGAGGAAUACGAAAAACUUAUGCAGGGAAAACCAAACAACUACAGCCAACAUAGCAUGUUCGAGUGUUUGCGAUGCGCUGAAGGAUGCGACGAGUGCAUCGACUCCAGUCCCUGUAUAGCGUCAUUAAACUGGGUACUCCGGACGAUUAUACUAGUGCUCUCUCUGGUCAUUAUCGGAUGCCUCCCGCUGGUCGUGUUCUUCACGUGGAAAUACGGACACCUAAAAGUCGUCCGAGCAGCUAGUCCUGCAUUGCUCAGAGUUAUUGCCCUUGGAGCGUUCUUUAUCUAUGCCACGAUGAUUGUGAUGUAUCCAAAACCAAAUGUGUUUACUUGUAUUGCUCGUGUAUGGCUUAGAGAAAUCGGAUUCUCACUCACCUAUGGAGCUUUAAUGCUGAAGACCUGGAGGAUAUCGGUUAUAUUCAGGGUGAGAUCAGCAAAAGUCGUGAAAAUCACCGAUAAAGACUUACUGAAGAGACUUGGGCUAAUGAUGGCAGUAGUUGGCUUGAUAAUGCUGAUAAGAACUCUAGUCAACCCACCGUAUGUUAUAGUAGGUAGAACGGCAGAUAAUUUAAAAACAGAUCUGUGUCCAACUGGAUGGUGGGACAGAUUCUUCUCAAUACUGGAAGUAUUAUUUCUAGUUUGGGGUAUCCGUCUCUGUAUUGUUGUGCGAAAAGCACCAUCAGAAUUCAACGAGAGUCGAUUCAUGUCAAUGGCCAUCUACAAUGAAUUUAUUCUUUCAGUCUUCCUCAAUGUAUCAAUGUUUUUUCUUCAAUCACCGGCUAAUCCUGACUUGCAGUAUAUAAUAUUCUUUUGCCAUACUCAACUCACAGUCACAACUUUGCUAGGGUUUAUAUUCGCUAGUAAGGCAUAUUUGGUGAUGAGAGGCGAAGAAGCAAACGAUGAAGACGGCCAGAUAAAGAGCAUUAAAGUGACCGGUGGUAGUAGGAUGUUGAGUAAACAUACUAGAAAUUCAAACAAAGCUAAUAACUCCACAUUUUGUGGAUUGGAAGAGUCUAGUACCGACUUUGUGCUAACGGAAACAGACGCGCAAGAAGAAUUUGCUCAACUCUUCAAGCAGCUGGAUGCGCUAAAGGACAAAAACUUGAGGCUUGGCAACCGGCAUCUGGCCGAAAAGAUAUCGGCUAUGCAAGAGGUCAGCAAACGCGUCGUCUGGUCUACCAAUAUCGAAAAAAAACCAGCGGUUUCAGCUGUCAGUGGAUACGCGUUCACCAACCACCACCACGGUUGUAGUCACCCGAUUAGCAGUAGCCAAAAAUCGUUGGUCGUCAAUCAAAAUGGCAAGAAACCGUUUAUGAAGGAAGUGACAGUGUGAUGUACAUUAUAAUGUACUAGAAAUUAUAAUAUUACGUCUAUGGGGUGCUUCUGUCACGAUAAUUCCACCGUUCAGUCGUUCAUGACUACAACCCACCAUUUCAAUAACCAUAAAUAUUGGUAAAGGGAUAGGAAAUCUGUUAAAUAUAAUGGUUCUCGCUGCGCAUGAGCUGUCGUUGAUUAGUUAUAAUCCUAUUCUGAAUAUGUUUUAUAACAAUACUAAUUUAUUGUUAUUAUUAUAUAAUGUUAUAUUGUAUGUAUUUUUUAAUGUCGCUGUGCCUAACAAACUAUAGUUAUAUAAUCGUAUAUUAAUCGGUAUAUUCAUACCGGAAAAUAUAAUUUUCAAAUCAAUUACUCUCCAAAUACCUCAAGAGAAUAUUGUGGUGAAAUGUAUGGUUUUCAAUCUAUGGUCAGAAUAAAUUACUAAUUUCACCAUUUUGAAUGUGUUUUUUUGUAUACAUAACACUUCUAUUAUUUUACCUUUAUUUAAUUUAGAUUCAAUUGUAAUCUUAGAUAAAGUUGUUCACCGUUAUACAUAUAGUUUACUGUUGAUAUGCAUAUUGGAAUCGAAGGACGAUUUUAAAACUUCAUAAUAAAAAAUGAGUCAUUGUUUUUGUGACAACUGAAUUAAAAAUAAAAAAUAUUGACAAAAAGUGAUUUAAUGUAAAAUAA